AAGGAACCACGUUUUUACCGUUCUGUUCUCUCCCUGAAUUACAGUAUUUAUACCAGCAGUCCUCGGGCGACUAACCAGCUCAACCAACUGUUGCGUCUCUCUCACUCUCUCUAUCUGAAACUCAGGCUGAAGUUUGGUUGAAGAAUUGUUUCUUUCAUUGUAUUAUCGCGAGAGGAGAGCCAGUCGUCGACCCGGAGCCGGGGGUCCUGACCAGUAGCUCAGAGCAGACCAGCAGAGGAGAAGCACCCGUCCAGUCAGUCCCCAAACUCCGCUCUGGAACAAGGGACUGCUGCUCUCACCAACACACCGCAGACAUGGAGUAUCUCAAUAUCUUUUUUUUAUGUUUUUCCUGGAAACAGUUUGUUUCCAAUGCCCACUCAUCUGACAGCAAUCAACAGCCAAUUCCAACAGAGAAGUUGCUGGUCCUAACUGUUGCCACUCAGGAUACGGAUGGUUAUCUCCGAUUCAUGCAGUCAGCCAACUACUUCAACUACACUGUCAAGGUGCUGGGCAUGGGGGAGGAGUGGAGGGGUGGGGAUGUGGGGCGCUCCAUCGGAGGAGGACAGAAGGUGAGACUACUGAAGGAGGCCAUGGAGGCACUGACUCACCAAGAAGACCUGGUGGUACUGUCUGUAGACAGUUAUGAUCUUAUCUUUGCCGGGGGACCAGAGGAGAUCCUCAGGAAGUUCCAGGAGGCCAAUCACAAGGUGCUGUUUGCUGCCGAGGGUCUGAUCUGGCCUGAUAAACGCCUACAGGACAAAUAUCCCUCUGUGCGCAGCGGCAAGCGCUUCCUCAACUCAGGAGGCAUCAUCGGUUAUGCCCCGUAUGUGAACAAGAUCGUCGAGCAGUGGAACCUUCACGAGAACGAUGACGAUCAGCUAUUCUACACAAAAAUAUACCUGGACCCUUUGCAGAGGGAGACAUUGAACAUUGGCUUGGACCACAAGUCUCAGAUUUUCCAGAAUUUAAAUGGAGCAAUAGACGAAGUUCUCUUGAAGUUUGGAACGGAGAGAGUCCGAGUGAGAAACACUGUGUACGACACCCUGCCAGUGGUCGUCCAUGGCAACGCAAACACCAAAAUGUAUUUGAACUAUCUGGGAAACUACAUCCCCAACGCCUGGAAUUACGAGAGAGGCUGUGCCGUCUGUGACCACAACAUGGUGGAUUUGUCUCAGCUCAAAGAGUAUCCCACUGUUAUGGUUGGAGUGUUCAUCGAACAGCCCACUCCUUUCCUCUCCGAAUUCUUCCAGAGACUUGUGACCCUCGACUACCCCAAAGAUAAACUCAACGUCUUUGUUCAUAACAACGAGGUUUACCAUGAGAGACACAUCCAGAGGUUUUGGGAGGAGAGUAAAGAUGUGUUCAACAGCUUCAAGGUUGUGGGUCCAGAGGAGAACUUGAGCCAAGGACAGGCCAGGAACAUGGGCAUGGGACUGUGUCGUAAGGACCCAGGCUGUGACUUCUAUCUCAGUAUGGACGCUGACGUGAUGCUCACCAACAAACAGACCCUGAAAAUCCUCAUUGAGCAGAACAGGAACAUAAUUGGUCCCCUUGUCACUCGUCAUGGAAAGCUGUGGUCCAACUUCUGGGGAGCGUUGAGUCUGGAUGGUUACUAUGCCCGUUCUGAAGACUACAUCGACAUCGUGCAGAGCAAGCGUGUGGGCGUAUGGAACAUUCCUUACAUGGCUCAUAUCUACCUGAUAAAGGGAGAGGUCCUGAGGAACGAGCUGAAGGAGAGGAACCAUUUUGUUUUGGAGAAACUGGAUCCUGACAUGGCUCUGUGCAGGAACGCUAGAGAACUGACCAAUCACAGAGAAAAAGACUCCCCCAACCCGGAAACAUUCCAUAUGCUCAGAGUUCCAAAGGGAAUGUUCAUGUACAUUACAAACCGUCAUGAGUUUGGAAGGCUAAUUUCCACAGCUAACUUUAACACAUCACAUUACAACAGUGAUCUGUGGCAAAUAUUUGAGAAUCCGAUGGACUGGAAGGAGAAGUAUAUCCACCCCAACUACACACGCAUCUUCACAGAGAACUACCUAGAAGAGCCGUGUCCAGAUGUGUUCUGGUUCCCGGUCUUCACGGAGCGGGCCUGUGAUGAGCUGGUGGAGGAGAUGGAAAACUACGGGUCAUGGUCAGGAGGCAACCAUGAGGACAAGCGGAUCACCGGCGGAUAUGAGACCGUGCCGACUGAUGACAUCCACAUGAAGCAGAUCGGUUACGAUAAGGAGUGGCUACACUUCAUCAGAGAGUUCAUAUCCCCCGUCACUCUCAAAGUCUUCUCCGGAUACUACACCAAGGGCUAUGCAGUGAUGAACUUUGUAGUGAAGUACACCCCUGGCAGACAGGCCUACCUGAGACCCCAUCACGACUCCUCCACAUUCACCAUCAACGUUGCUCUCAACAGCAAAGGAACUGACUUCCAGGGUGGAGGCUGUCGGUUCCACAGGUAUAACUGCUCACUAGAUUCUCCCAGGAAGGGGUGGAGCUUCAUGCACCCAGGACGUCUGACGCACCUCCAUGAAGGCCUGCCCACCACCAACGGAACACGGUACAUCGCUGUCUCCUUCAUCGACCCUUGAACCUUACCCUCUACACUAGCAUAGGAUUUUAUCAGGUUUUAUUUGUCUUCGUUGUUGUUAAUUUGAUCCGUUUUGUUUGGUCUGAAUAUGAUGCAGUGCCUUACUGAUGUUGUGCUCAUGACAUUUUACUGAUGCAAUUUACUGUCCCAAAAUAAAGCCUUUUUUUUUUUUUUUUUUUUUUUUUUACAAGGGUAAGGUUUUGCCAGAGUCAGACGAUCCCCUUCAUUUGAAACUCUCUGUCAAACAGAGUGUGGUGCCUUAAGGGACACGAUGACUGUUAUUCCCCAUCAGCGUUUCAGGUCAAAUUUAGUGGAACCUUCAUUCUUCAAAUCACUCAAAGUGUAAUAAUCCUAAUCAAUUAGUCAGUAAUCCCACCCAUAAUCUAAAGGAAAUGUGUGUUAAGGAUUAUUCUGCCAAAAGGUAUCUCGUUUUAGCCAUUUUAGCUUGGUUACCUGUUUGUAUGGUUAACCUUUAGUAAAAAGUGUAGUUUUAAAACCAUUGUCCAUCCAUGUUCUAUUCACCCCUUUUAAGAACGUUGGAUUGCAGUUUGUUACCUGAUGUUAAUACGACCUACAUGCCCAAGGAAAUAAAUAUAUUUUUGCACACCAGAUAAAGAAAUUCAACUCUGGUUGAAAGAAGUUGGAUAUUGUCAAAUUGUUUUACUUGAAAUGUUUUUUACAUCGCAGGACAAUAUGCCUUUGCUGGCAUUUCGUUUCUGAACUGAAAACAUUUAGGAGAUGUUUACUUUCUCUGAAACUUGUUUUUGAAUGAACUUUGAACCUUAGCCAGUUCAAGUGCUUAACUUAUUGUGAAAUCGAUGGAACCGUAAUAAAAGUUGUUAAAAAACAAA
Molecule: messenger RNA, 3429 nt
Organism: Coregonus clupeaformis (lake whitefish)
Lineage: Eukaryota; Metazoa; Chordata; Actinopteri; Salmoniformes; Salmonidae
Product: procollagen-lysine,2-oxoglutarate 5-dioxygenase 2
Exons: 20
Coding region: 315-2579 (754 amino acids)
Biological process (GO): peptidyl-lysine hydroxylation
Cellular component (GO): endoplasmic reticulum
Molecular function (GO): L-ascorbic acid binding; iron ion binding; procollagen-lysine 5-dioxygenase activity
Source: RefSeq, a predicted model, not a curated record